This is a messenger RNA of Closterium sp. Naga37s-1, 1173 nucleotides long. The record is from the annotation of a GenBank genome assembly. Lineage: Eukaryota; Viridiplantae; Streptophyta; Zygnematophyceae; Desmidiales; Closteriaceae.
AUGGUACAGUACGUACUGCUCACUCUUUCCCUUCCAUCCCCCCCCUCGUUCGAACUCGCCGCCAAACCCAAUCCCCCAUCCUCCCCUUCCUCCCUCUCUCGUCCACACUCGCCCCGCUCUCACACUGCUAACGCAGCGAACCCCAAGGGUGGGGAUGGGGGGAGUGGGGGAGGCCGCUGGCAGGGGGGUGGGGAGGGGCUGCUACGGCAGCAUGAUGAGAAGUUCGGGCCGAAGGGGGCUAACGCUGCGAACCCCGGUGCAGGGGGGAGGCCGCCAGCAGGGGGAAAGGGGAAGGGCGGGGCGGGAGCAGCGGAGGGGGGUGAUGAAUUUGACUACCACAUGGGUCUGUCGACUAGACCCCCCUGGUAUUGCAGUCUUUGCAAGGUGAACGCUACUAGCAAGGAGACUUUGGAGAGCCACUCAGAGGGGAAGAAGCACCGCGGGAAAGUGAGGGGUGCGACCAGGGCUGCUGUGGAGGCGACUAAGGGACAGGAUGAUGCCUCUAGGGCCGCUGAAGAGGCUGGAAACGGUGCAGUAGCUGACAGUGCGGUGCAGAGUGGUGCGGAUGGUGUUGCCAGUGGGAAGGCGAAUGGGGCUCCUGCUGUUGCAGCGAAUGGGGCAGCGACAGGUGGACAAGAGAAUGGGCAGGAGGAGGCGAAGAGUGGUGGGGAGGAGGAGGGAGAGGGAGGAGCAGAGGUGCAGGGAGGGGAGGAGGGGAAAAAGGGAAAGAAGAAGGGAGAGAAGGAAGAGAAGGGAACAAAGAGGAAAAAACAGACAGAAGGGGGAGACGAGGAGGAAACUGCCAGGAAGGAGGAAGAGCAGGAAGCAGUAGAGGAUAAGAGCAAGACAAAGAAGAUGAAGAAGAAGAAAGAGAAAGGCGAGGCUGAUGCAGCAGAGCCUCCUGAAGGAGGUGCUGGGAUCCCGUGGAAGAAGCUCAUUCGGCAGCAGCUCAAGGCGGCACCCAGCCAUGAGCUGCCACUCAAGGCACUGAGGAAGCAGGUGCUGGCAGCAGCCAAGGGCGUGCUGGCAGAGCAGAGCUCAAAGGAAAGCGCCAAGGACAGCUGCAAGCAGGGUGCAGGCAAGGGAAGGGGGAGCAGCAGCAAGGAGGAGCUGCUAGCUGCCUUCCAACGCUCUGUGAGCUCACUGCUCUCACGCUCCCUCUCUCCCUCUUGA